GGGGAUUUCUGCGGUGUGCGCUUCGAGACUGUUCAGUUUUCUGGGGUCAAGUCUCUGCAGCAAGUGUACGACGCAGCCGUGUAUUAUCUGACGAAUAUGGAGAUCAGCAUCACGGAGCGGCUGGGCCACGUGACCGUCAGGGACGACUACGACUCCGUUCACGGCAGCAUGUACAACGCUCGAGUGUUGUCGACGGUUUGCAACGAUGUCAUGCUAGAAACAAGUUCAUUGCUGUUCCCGAAGAUGGACCCCGAGGGGAAAUAUGCGCUGGAUUCCGUCGACGAGGACGAGCUCUAUCCCUACAACUCUGCCACGCGAGUUCGAAAGGAUAUUUCGGCCACUGCCGUGUUUGUUGCUAGGCGCAAACCAGCGACUAACGGAGUUGAAGGCGAACUUGUCGUGACGAUGAUAAGGGCGGCUUUCUUGAAAAUCCAUCGGCCACAGUUCCCGCUAUCCGAUGAGACGCUGCACGAACUCUCGACUGGGAUUAUGGCGUGGGGCGACGUCAUGGUCAAGACGAUCCGCAGCAUAGUGUACGGAGCGUGCUAA
Phytophthora sojae is the source of this 549-nucleotide messenger RNA. RefSeq lists its product as hypothetical. The transcript has a single exon. The record is from RefSeq and is a predicted model, not a curated record. The annotation marks the transcript as partial. NCBI's taxonomy places the organism in Eukaryota, Oomycota, Peronosporomycetes, Peronosporales, Peronosporaceae.